GUCAUUACCAUACAUCCUAGUCUCAUCCUUUCAUGCAGCAUAUAACCUGGUUUUUGCAUCACAUCAUUUCAGAUGUACUUUGAUCAGCUACACGAGUAGGCCAAAAGUUACAUAUUAGGUUAGCAGCUUGCCAUUUUCUUGCAUUUGGGAAAAGCCAAACCACCUCUCCACCUACCACUGUCGCAGUACAGCUGAUUGCUCCCUUCCACAGGAGCAUCACCAGCCCUCUGAGACCGGGAAGCACCUUGAGACUUCAGAUCUCCAAAACCAGCAAGCAACGCCAAGGCAUAACACCCACGAGCUCUGAAAGCUGAAGGGGCCUAAAAGUCUAGUUUGGGGCCUCUUUAACAGCCAGGCCCGGGAACAUCAGGAUGAGGGCCAGCCCCGCCGCAAGGUGAGGCAGUGCCGCGCCGAGACCUCACAGCAGAACCGUGAGGAAAGGCAACACAGGAGAAGGAACAGCACCAGCGCGGCACGACGCCUCCUGAAGGAAGGAAGACCCCCGCUCGCUUCCCUCCACGGCCGAGCCGCGGCCGCCCUGACUAACACAAAAUGGCGGCUGGGGGUGCCGCGGCCUCCUCCCGCAUGUCGCGCGCCGGGGCUCGAGGCCGCGGGCGGAGCCUCCGCGGGGCGGGAGCCGGCGCCUGAGGGAAGGGGGGCGCGCGCGGCGCCGGGCCCGUCCCGUCCCGUCCCGUCUUGGCCCGGCAUCAGCGGCGGCUCCGCGGCGGCCCGGUCUGACUCCUCCUCCUCCGCCGCCGCCUCCCGGCGUGGGUAACCAACCAAAGAAGUUAUGAAUAUCAUCUGUGGUCUAAAGUUGCCAGGCAGGAACUGUAUUUUCUUUCAUUUGGCUUCUUUGACAAAGCAUGGGAAUUGCAGUAAUCUCUAUAGGUCUUACGCAGGAUAUUGCCGAACUCAAGUCAGUUGUACACGACAGAGAUGCCAAAGGCUGGAUUUCAGUGGAACUACUAGAAACUGUUUUUUGACUGGAAGCCCUGAGUCGUAUAGAAACUUCAUUGGUAAAGGACAGAGGUGUCUUUUGACUAUCUCCAAUACAGAGGUAUACAAGAAUGUUCUCCACAGUUCGGGAAGGUUUUGCUUCCAGUCUUCUCAGCCGUUGGGGCAGAAGACCACAUCCCUCCAGAUCAGUUCUUUAGGGCAAUUCCCACAUCGUUUUUCUGCUUGGAAUGCUGAGAUCAUCAGGUCUUUUCACACAUCACCAUCACUUCAGGCUGCACCAGUUCCUCUUUUCUGGAUUAUUGUUAAGCCAGCUCAGAAAUUAUUUGCUAUCAUUCUUGGCAGGAGCAUAAGAAAUUGGUGGAAGGCACUUCCUCCUAAUAAACGGGAACUUUUUAAAGAAAGUGCAAGGAGAAAUAAAUGGAAGAUACUCCUGGGUGUUAGUAGCUUAGGAGUUUUAUUUGUCAUGUUUUAUUUUACUCACUUGGAGGAGACACCCAUCACUGGACGCGCUCGACUGUUGGUGUUUGGAAAAGAGCAUUUCAGAGAACUGUCACAGAUAGAAUAUGAUAUGUGGAUGGAAGAAUUCAAAAGUAAAAUGUUACCUGAGACAGAUGCGCGCUAUCAGGUUGUGGAGAGAGUUGUUGGUCAUUUAUCUGAAAGCAAUAAGGACAUCCCACAGGUCUCAGCGCUCAAGUGGGUUAUCCAUGUGGUUGAUGAACCAGGUGUAAAUGCUUUUGUGCUUCCAAAUGGACAAGUGUUUGUUUUCACUGGGUUGCUAAAUGCAGUUUCUGAUAUUCAUCAGCUGUCUUUCAUUUUGGGACAUGAAAUAGCUCACGCUGUGUUGGAACAUGCAGCAGAGAAAGCCAGCCUGGUUCACUUCUUGGAUUUUCUAUCACUCAUCUUUCUCACUAUGAUUUGGGCCAUCUGUCCCCGUGAUAGUUUGGCAGUUGUUGGACAGUGGAUUCAGAGCAAGUUGCAGGAGUUUAUGUUUGAUAGACCAUACAGCAGGACGUUGGAGGCUGAAGCUGAUAAAGUGGGACUUCAGUUUGCAGCAAAGGCUUGCGUGGAUGUACGAGCAAGCAGUGUAUUUUGGCAACAAAUGGAAUUAGCAGAAGCCAUUCAAGGGCAGCCCAAGUUACCAGAGUGGCUCUCCACGCACCCUUCUCAUGAAAACAGAGCUGAGCACUUAGAUCGGCUUAUCCCAGAGGCUCUUAAAAUAAGAGAGAGCUGCAAUUGCCCAUCUCUUUCUGGACCAGAUCCUCGCCUCAUUUUCAAACUUAACAUGCAACAUCUUCUGGAAUCGUCUAAAGAUCAAGAAAACCCAAAUUCUACAAAGCGAGAUCUCUCAAAACCAAAACUGGAUUUUCCUCACACUCAAAAAGUUGAAGAUAUGCCAGUAACUUUUGCAGUCAAACCUACAAACUAACGAUGAUAAUUUUCACUUUUUAUGAAACUUGUGGUCCCUGAAGGUCUGUCUUGUAAUGCAAAUUUGUCUUUGAACCAUAAAGAAGAUGUAUCCACUCGUA
This is a messenger RNA of Chroicocephalus ridibundus (black-headed gull), 2483 nucleotides long. It is a transcript of the gene OMA1, whose product is annotated as OMA1 zinc metallopeptidase. The coding region runs from base 791 to 2383 and encodes 530 amino acids. Lineage: Eukaryota; Metazoa; Chordata; Aves; Charadriiformes; Laridae. Gene Ontology annotation, cellular component: mitochondrial inner membrane. The transcript is spliced from 9 exons. Gene Ontology annotation, molecular function: metalloendopeptidase activity. The record is from RefSeq and is a predicted model, not a curated record. Gene Ontology annotation, biological process: mitochondrial protein processing; protein quality control for misfolded or incompletely synthesized proteins.